Molecule: messenger RNA, 2495 nt
Organism: Oncorhynchus keta (chum salmon)
Lineage: Eukaryota; Metazoa; Chordata; Actinopteri; Salmoniformes; Salmonidae
Product: disabled homolog 1-like
Exons: 17
Coding region: 597-2327 (576 amino acids)
Biological process (GO): lateral motor column neuron migration; ventral spinal cord development
Source: RefSeq, a predicted model, not a curated record
UAGUACACUAGUGUGGCGUCACUCUGCCAAUCCUUUGCUCUCCCUGCAUUAGCAUUAGCCACCACUGCAGGUGGAGCCUCUGCACCAGGCAGCAUCAGCCCUUCUAGUGCCAUGCAGAGUAGAGCUGAUGUUAGUCAGUAGUGUCUCAUACAAUUGUAGUACAGUGAGCUGUUGUGGUCUUGUGCCUGCCUGCCUGUGUCUGUCUGUCUGUCUGCCUUCCUGUCUGUCUGCCUGCCUGUCUGUCUGCUGAGGAUUUCCAUCUCCUUCCGGGAUACCCUCUUUCCCGGGGACACAGGAGGAGAGAGGAAGAGAGGAAAGAGCGUGCCUUGUUCGACCUUCGAAGCGGUUUCAGAGCGAGGAAGAAGGAGAGGAACGGGCGAGAAAAGCAGAAUCCAUCAGCUCUCUGUAAGUGUGUGUGGGAUGUUGUGUCAGGGCUAGAGCCCCUUCUUCUCCCAUGAGCCUGUGGGCCCACACACACACACGGCGCCCUCACAAACACGCACGCAAUCGACGCUGACGUUGUGAAGUGGACCCUCGUAGCCAGACCGGAGCAGAACCGGAUCGAACCGGCCGUUGGGCCGGCGGAGCGGAGCCUGAUGAUGUCAACAGAGGCUGAGCUACAGCCAGCUGUCAGGCCCAGCGUCAGGAGAGACUCCAGGAGGAAAGGGCAGGAUCGGAGCGAGGCCGGGUUGAUCAGGCGGUUUAAGGGGGAUGGCGUUCGCUACAAGGCUAAACUUAUCGGUCUGGACGAGGUCACCGCUGCACGCGGAGACAAACUCUGCCAGGACUCCAUGAUGAAGCUCAAGGGUAUAGCAGCGGCAGGGCGGUCGAAAGGAGACCACAAACAGAAGGUGUUUCUAACUGUCUCCUUUGGAGGGAUCAAGAUCUUCGAUGAGAAGUCUGGGGUCCUCCAGCACCACCAUGCUGUCCAUGAGAUCUCGUACAUCGCUAAAGACAUCACGGACCACCGAGCCUUUGGCUACGUCUGUGGGAAGGAGGGAAACCACCGCUUCGUAGCUAUCAAGACCGCUCAGUCAGCAGAGCCAGUGAUCCUGGACCUUCGGGACCUGUUCCAGCUCAUCUAUCAGAUCAAACAGAGAGAGGAGAUGGAGAAGAAAGCCCAGAAGGACAAACAGUGUGAACAGGCUGUGUACCAGACUAUUCUGGAGGAAGAUUUGGAGGAUCCUGUCUACCAGUACAUUGUGUUUGAGGCAGGACACGAGCCCAUCCGCGACCAAUCAGAAGAGAGCAUUUAUCAGGUUCCGACCAGCCAACAGAAGGAGGGGGUAUAUGACGUCCCCAAGAGACACCCAAAUAUCAACCAAUUAGAGCUUUUCGGAGACAUCUCCACACUCCCGGACAUCUACUCCCCCUCGACCCCUGCCUCUCCAGCCAACACCCUGGACCCGUCUCUGGGCCUGCAGCCCCUCCCAGAACUCUUCAACCCCUUCAACCCUGCCUCUGUACCCUCAGGUUAUGUGGCUAUGGGAGCGGUUCCUACAGGUCAGGUGUGGUCGCAGCAGGCUUUUUCUGCCCAGGCAGGUCCUCUGUUUGGGGUCCAGUCCCCCCUGGGUCAGUCCCUCCCUGUAGCCCAGGUCCUGCCUGGAGGCCAGCCUCUCAUCUGGGGCCAGGCCAACCUCUUCCCUGCUACACAGCAGCAGUGGGCCGCUAUGACGGGAGCAGGGUUCCCUGCUACAGCCUACCUCCCAGCCCAGCCAGGAUCUCUGCCUGCCAUGCCUGCCAUGUUCCUCCCUGUCAAUCAACCCUGUGACAGCCUAUCAUCUGGCAGCGCUGCCUCUAACCCCGCCCCCUCAUCAGCCUCAAGUCCACAGCAUGCAGAGAGGCAGCGGCAGAAGAUGAGCAAGGAGAUGUUUAAGGACUUCCAGCUAGCGAAGCCCCCUGCCAUGCCUGCUAAGAUGGGGGACCAGCACCCCUGUCUAGCUGGGACCUCGGAGGCCUUCAGCUCCUAUUUCAGCCGUGUGGGGACCGUCACCGAUACAUAUGACUGUGACGACUUUGACAUCUCUCAGCUCAACCUCACUCCUGUCACCUCCACCACUCCCUCCACUAACUCACCUCCGACCCCGGCCCCCAGACAGAGUUCUCCAUCUAAAUCGGCGGCGUCUCACGUUAGUGACCACAUUGACCACAUCAGUGACCCCCCCACAGACGCCACCGACCCCUCCACAGAUGACUCGUUCGGUGAGGUCGAGGGCAGCCCCAGUCGAAGUGGAGAGGAGGAUGCGGCGUGUGGGUCUGGGUCUCCUUGUCCCAGUGAGACAGCAGUUUCUAGUCCAGCCCAAACCAGUCCACCUGCCAACAGCUAGAUAGACGCUGGCUGGGUGCUGGGGGAAGGAUCUCUGUCUGCAGGGAAAGGAUCCUCUCUAUGCCCAGAUCAACAAAGGGAGGAAAUAAAGAGACUGAAAACUGGACUGACCUACCAAUGCUGACCAACCAACCCCAUGUGUGUGUGUGUUCUCUUUAUCAGCCUUCAC